Molecule: messenger RNA, 645 nt
Organism: Laccaria bicolor S238N-H82
Lineage: Eukaryota; Fungi; Basidiomycota; Agaricomycetes; Agaricales; Hydnangiaceae
Exons: 3
Coding region: 1-645 (214 amino acids)
Source: RefSeq, a predicted model, not a curated record
AUGGAUUUCGUAUGGAUUUUGAAUUCGUUAUAUCUCAAGAAAUGGACAACAUCCGAUGCCUGGAGGAAUACUAGGAACGCCGACAUGCGAUACUUGUGCGAUACCAGUGCAUUACAUCGCAAAAGAGUCAUCCUUUCCAAGGACGCCUUGUCUUCACAUGAUAGAAAUGCUGCAAAAAACGGCGAGUGUCUAGAUUGCAUCCUUAUCGAUCCAGGGGUAUCUCAUUCGUCCUGGCUCAGUUACGGAAAACCUCUGUUAUGGUUGUGCUGCCGUUGUGCUCGUCCAUAUCGAGCCCAAAGGGAAACUGCAUCCCCUAGCUAUCACAGAGGUACAUCCAGGCUUCAACGACCAUCUUCAAUUGCUGUAUCAGCUCGGCAAUUCCAGGAGAUGAGUACUCAGACUGGCCGUUACGUUACGCAAAGAUGUGCGCUCAAGUCUCGGAUUGCCAUGAAGUUGCUGUCCACCACAGCAGAGGAAAUUUCCUAUGCCUUCCUCAAGCCAUCGUACAACAACUUCAACUGGACGAAUCGCUAUGUUCCCAAUGAUCUGCGGAAACGCGGCUUCCCACUGGAAGACUUGAACAAGGCCAAGUAUUGCAACUAUGGCUAUGCACGCAAUAUUGCCUGCACCUGGGAAAUUCUGUGA